Molecule: messenger RNA, 2595 nt
Organism: Penicillium salamii
Lineage: Eukaryota; Fungi; Ascomycota; Eurotiomycetes; Eurotiales; Aspergillaceae
Source: the annotation of a GenBank genome assembly
AUGACCAGCAAGAAACAAAAAAAGGCGCACAGCUUAUCCGGGGGUGAUGAAGCGCCGCGGAACGAAUCCGCCCCGGAGAGAUCGGGUCUGCAUAGUGCGCCGCCAGCAACGCAGCGGCCGGGGUUUGAUCUAUCGAGUGAUGCUGGAGGCAGAGCAUCCAACUCAGCGCCGGCUCUUGGAGGUGGUAGUCCUUUCCCGACGUCGAAAGUGGCCAUACCCCGCCAGCCGCCGGGGCCCACACAACGCUACAGUCGUCGCGUGCCCCGGGCAUGUGAGUCCUGCAGGCAACGCAAGACGAAGUGCAGUGGUGACACCCCCGUUUGCCGCCAAUGCCGCGAACUUCGGGUCGCCUGUCAGUAUCCCAUGGGGUGGAGAGAAAAGAUGAAGCAGGACGUCGACAGGCUUGCGGGAGAAGUACAAGAGUACGAAAAGUUUCUGCAUGAUCUUCGAAGUGCAGCAGAGUCGACAACCGCGCACUGGGUAAACGUACUGUUAGAAAAGUAUGAUCUGAAAGGAGAUGUCAAUGACAAUUCCUCGCUUCCUCCGACCUCUCAAAAUGGGUUGGACGGGAAUCAAGCCUCUCCGCUGUCCUCAAUUGGUUCAUUGGACGCGAUUGACCGAGUGGAUGAAGACCAUAACCGGACGGAAAACUCACGGGCCACAGGCUACAUGGGUAAAAGUUCGGAGAUCACCUGGAUCCAGCGCUUGCAACGGGAAGCUGAACAACGGUCCCAUGGCAAGUGCGGGUCUCUGGAGCCACGCCCGGAUGAAGACCAGGAGACGAAGGAGAAAUUCUCACUUCAUGUCUUGAACUAUCAUCUGGACGACCUCAGCAUCUCCGUGCCCGAGCCGGUGCAGGAAUACAGCAUGCCACCCCGAGAUCAAGCAGACCACCUUCUUGCCACAUACCUUGAAACGGUGCAUCCAUUCUUCCCCAUUGUCAGCAAACCAUUAUUCAACGCGCAAUUCCGGUCUUUUUUCGAAAGUUCAACACAGUUUCGCGGCAUCAGACCCGGCGACAAGUGGCUGGCGAUCCUGAACAUGAUCUUUGCCAUAGCCGCCAAGCAUGCAGACCUCACAAAUGCACAAUGGCAUGGAUCGGGGACGGAUCACCUCAUUUAUCUGGCCCGAGCUCGACGUUUGAGCAUGAGCAGCCAAGAUUUAUUCAGCCAUCCCGAUCUUCAGCAGGUUCAAGUGGAAGGCCUGAUUGCGUUUUAUCUACUCUCCACCAAUCAAAUCAACAGGGCCUGGAGAAUCUCAGCUUUGGCCGUACGCUCCGCGAUCACGCUAGGGUUGAAUUUAAGAAACAAUAACUCGAUCACCCCAAACGUCUCCAAAGAAUCGAGGUAUAAAGUCUGGUGGUGUAUCUAUUCCUUGGAACAUAUGCUAGGGAUCAUGACGGGCCGACCAUCAUCUACAUUGGACGGAGGGUCCGCUACCCCCCUCCCACUACCUUUUGACGAAGACCAACUGAAGACCGACCCGACGGCCAUGGAAAUGCUUAACAACCCACAGUUGCGCGAGUCGAGGAUUCGCAAUGUCAUGGCAAGCUCGUGGGAUCGUGCUCAAGGGGCUACUCGGGACAAUACGCUUCCAUCCGAUCAAUAUUGGGUUAAAGGUCUUCCGGCAACGUUUGGAGUCUGCUACCUCUACUAUUGUGACUUGACUGUGAUCACACAGGAAGUUCUACACAAGGUCUACUCUACACAUUGCGUUCUGCUGCCGUGGGCGGAGAUCGAGAGUCGAAUCGAUGAACUGCGAUCCCGGUUCGACCUGUGGCGAUCCAAUCUGCCGUCCUCACUGGAAUUCACAGAACGGGCGGACUAUGAUAGCCCUGAUCUUCUUCGCUGCAAACUAUUACUGGGAUUUCAUUACUACAGCUCUCGGAUCACUCUUGGCCGACCCUGUCUCUGUCGACGUGAUGCUCGUCAAAACGGAUCCUCGCCAACGUUCAGUCACACGAUGGCCCUGAUAACCUUGGAUUCUGCCACCUGCAUGAUCAAUUUGAUCUCCGAUGAGCCCAAUGUUCUCCAACUCUACGAAAUGUGUCCCUGGUGGUGUAUUCUGCGACAACUGAUGCAAGCGGCCGUGGUCAUUCUCCUCGAGCUCUCGUUCGGCAGCGUCCACAUUCCCGAGGAUGAACCAAAAUUUGUGCGACUGGUUAAAAAGUGCAUUCGUUGGUUUUUUGCUAUGCCUGAACCUAGUGCCCAACGUGCCUGGCGGCUCUGUGACUCUAUCUUCCGAAAGCUGGCGCAAGGAAUGAAGUACAACACCAAUGAUAUCCCUCACCAUUCUUCCCCGCGAUAUCACCCUUCUAGCCUUUCCGCUCCCCCCAUGGCUUCUCACCCGUCCCCGGAAAUCCUCCAGGACUAUUUCAACCUGCAACCGGAAGACAUGACCCUGUUUGGCUCACAUCCAGCAGCCGAGGCCCCUCUCUGGACGAGCUUCCUGAGUCACCCAACCACGGGGCUGACCUCCUCCGUGCAAGACCCAGUGGCCCCGGCUGAUCCCUACCUUCCUUAUGAUCCGUUGGGCGAUGACUUUAUUCGGGCCUUUUUUGCGGCUCCCGGUGAUGGUAGCAGGGAUAAUCCCUGA